GCCUUGGUCUCACCUGGGCAGUUGCUUGCUGGCUCGCGACAGAAGAAAGUCAAUUAUAAUACGACAUCAAACGGCUUUAGUUAAGACACCCGUAGCCAUCGAUGCGCAAUUGGUGAUGAAGUCCCCGAACAGCUUUAUUUCCGAGCUCUCCUGAUACCUCGACGGCCUGAACCCAUAUUACCAAUUGUAUGAAGCUCCGACUUAGCGUGUCUACGUCGCGCGAGCUUGCCAACUCGAUCAGCAGCAAUUUAGACACCGGGAAGAUAACGACAUCCCUACCAUGGCGCAGCUACUACAAGAUCUCAUAUAUUCUUUCGGGAAUUGCUUGAACUGCUUUCCAGGGUCCCCAACUCUCAAGAUCAAUAGCCGCUCCUUCAAGAUCCUGCGCUUACUCGGAGAAGGUGGCUUCAGUUAUGUUUACCUUGUACAAGACACGGCGACAGCCGAGCUAUUCGCUCUAAAGAAAAUUCGAUGUCCUUUUGGUACCGAGUCCGUCCAGCAAGCCAUGCGUGAAGUCGAGGCGUACAAGACGUUUGCGCAUACACCUUCGAUUAUCCAUAGCAUCGACUACUCAAUCGCGAGCGAACGGAACGACGCCGAAUCAAAAACAGUCUAUGUGUUGCUGCCAUACUAUAGGAGAGGAAAUUUGCAGGAUAUUAUCAAUGCGAAUCUAGUCAACCACACCAACUUCCCUGAAAAGGAACUCAUGCGCUUGUUUUUGGGUGUUUGCAAAGCUAUGAAGUUCAUGCAUCAAUACCGCGCUCCACGUGGUGGAGAGCGUAUGGAAAUGGGGAAUACGAAGGCCGGCGAGGAGGAUCAGAACGGGGGGGCCAAGAGGAAUCGAGCCUCAGCUGCUGCCGAUGCCGACGAUGAGACGGAACAGGCGAGGCCUCUAAUGGUUGAAGAGCAGGUUGUAGCGCCAGGCGAGCAGCGAUCCUGGGCACACAGAGAUAUUAAGCCAGGCAACAUUAUGAUUGAUGACUCCGGAUCGCAACCAAUCAUUAUGGAUCUAGGCUCAAUUGCAGAGUCGCCAAUAGCGAUUACAUCACGGUCUUUAGCCAUCGCCACACAAGACACAGCGGCAGAACACAGCACCAUGCCUUACCGCGCCCCCGAGUUAUUUGAUGUGAAGACGGGGACGGUUAUUGAUACCAAGGUAGACAUUUGGUCGCUGGGCUGUACAUUAUAUGCUUGUCUUGUAGGAAAAUCGCCUUUCGAAAUGCGUAGCGACGAAACGGGUGGCACUCUCAGCAUGUGCGUCUUGGGUGGCGACUGGCGGUUUCCCGACGAAGGACCACAGAGAAACAAGAAGGGAAAGAACACGGCUAGUGCAAAUUCCGGCUCCGAGAGCGGCGUAAUUAGUGAGCCUAUCAAGGAAGUAGUGAGGAAAUGCCUGAAGAUUGAGCCCAGUGAGCGGCCGGAUAUUGACGAAUUGAUAACGAUGACAGAGGAGGUUAUUAGCGAGCUACCCGACGACGAGGUAUAAGGUCGUCUCUUCGAGGCCCGGCGGUUUUCUUUCUUUCUUUUAUUUUCUUCUAGGGCUCAUUUUAUUUGUACUUUCAAUUUUUCGUAGGCGGGUUCUCAUUGUCAUGAUUGUUUCUACCUGCUAGCGUAGAAAGGCGUACAGAUCUGUUGGUCACGAUGUCACUUUAUAGACAUUGUAUUUUCUAGGCAAGCUUGCUGAGCUCUAAAGCCAGUACACCUUUAAGUUGUAUGAGUAUAAUAUUUCUAUGAUACCAUAUACCUCAGGUCACGCAAGUUAGUUCAGUUCAGAGACCUGAGAGUCUGUGAUACCUGCUGACCCAAUGCUAGUAGUAGACAUUGGUCACAAUACCUACAUUAUGUACUUAGCAAUGGCCAGUGCGCUCCACUUUAUUUUGCCAAUCAACCCAAGGCCGCAUCUUUCACGCUCA
Molecule: messenger RNA, 1913 nt
Organism: Xylaria bambusicola
Lineage: Eukaryota; Fungi; Ascomycota; Sordariomycetes; Xylariales; Xylariaceae
Product: serine/threonine protein kinase/TGF-beta stimulated factor
Exons: 2
Coding region: 281-1486 (401 amino acids)
Biological process (GO): vacuolar protein processing; protein phosphorylation; regulation of vacuole fusion, non-autophagic
Cellular component (GO): cytoplasm; Golgi apparatus
Molecular function (GO): ATP binding; protein serine/threonine kinase activity
Source: RefSeq, a predicted model, not a curated record